AUGCUCGCCUCGCUAGAGAUCAUAUCGCCCACCGCAUUCGGGUAUGACAUUCCCUGGCAGCGCCACCUCAACCUGGCCCGAACGCUGAUGUGGAGGCGGCUGGCGGACCUGCGAAGGACCACCGAGAACGGUCUGCAGGAGGAUGGUGCGUGUGCCUUUCUGUGGAGCUGGUUCACAUACUUGGAUGUCCUGGGGAGCUUGAGCGGCGGUGGUGUGCCCGACGCGGAUUCUUCGAGGUUCUGGCUGCUCGAGUAUAAGGUUCACAAUCCUGGCGUCAGCCAGGAUAAGAUUGACUGCGUCAUGGGGUUCACUACGCGCUGUGUCCAGAUCCUAGCCCAGAUCGCAGAGCUGGCGCGCCGCUGCGACGAGCAGCGAUUCGCGCUGAGCAGUUCCUCAGCGCAACCUGUCUGGUAUCCGAACGCGGCUUGUAUCGAGCGGGCCCAGCUAUUGGAGCAGGAGCUUCUAUGGAGCAUGGCGCAGACGUCACGCCCGUGCAGACAAAUCACCACCAUCACCACACAGAGCCAGAGCCGAAGCGUAGGCCAGGACAACAGCGUCGAGGUCGAGCUCGAGGGACAGGGUAACAAGGAGGAGAUGGUCCUUUUGAACGAGGCGUUCCACUGGGCUGGGCUUGUGCACCUACAUAGGCGCGUCCUGGGUAAGCCGUCCGGCCACGAGGACGUCCAGGGACCGGUGGCCGGGAUCGUGGCGUGCUUGGAGGGCAUUGCGCCUGGCGGGUCAGCGGAGACGGGGUUCUUGUUUCCCAUGUUUACGGCUGGAUGUCAUGCGCUGGAGGGGCCGCAGAGGAGUAAGAUAUUGGAGCGGUUUCGGAGCGUGGAGAGGAAUGGGAUGACGCAGGUUCACAAGGCGAGAGUACUCAUGGAAAAGGUAUGGGUUACGGGAGAGCCAUGGGAGCCUCUGCUGUGCACAGAAUUCAUUGGGUGA
Molecule: messenger RNA, 945 nt
Organism: Colletotrichum fioriniae
Lineage: Eukaryota; Fungi; Ascomycota; Sordariomycetes; Glomerellales; Glomerellaceae
Product: Peptidyl-prolyl cis-trans isomerase cyp15
Biological process (GO): positive regulation of transcription by RNA polymerase II
Cellular component (GO): nucleus
Molecular function (GO): transcription cis-regulatory region binding; DNA-binding transcription factor activity
Source: RefSeq, a predicted model, not a curated record